ACUGGCGUUGCAUUCAUAGACCGCCUUUCUCGAUCUCUAUUUCUCUCUCUGGGAAACAUCUAAUCGACUCGAGAGCUCUUCUUCUCUUUUUUUAUCUGGUGCGAAAGUGCGAUCUCCUUUCUAACUCUCUCUCUCUCUGCGAGAAUUUUACUGUGAGAUUUCUGGCGGGAAAAUGUCGGGGAAAGGAGCCAAGGGUUUGCUUAUGGGGAAACCUAGCGGUAGCGACAAGGACAAGGACAAGAAGAAACCCAUCACUCGUUCCUCUCGAGCUGGUCUACAGUUCCCUGUAGGUAGGGUGCAUCGACUGUUGAAGACAAGGUCCACAGCUCAUGGAAGAGUUGGAGCAACUGCAGCUGUUUACACAGCAGCCAUAUUGGAGUAUCUGACUGCUGAAGUCUUGGAGCUGGCUGGUAACGCGAGCAAGGACCUGAAAGUGAAACGUAUCUCGCCAAGGCACUUGCAGCUCGCGAUUCGUGGUGAUGAGGAGCUCGAUACCCUCAUCAAGGGGACUAUAGCUGGUGGUGGUGUCAUCCCUCACAUCCACAAGUCUCUCAUCAACAAAUCCGCCAAGGAAUAAUAGAGUUUUUACCGCUUUGCUUCUCUGUUUUCUAAGUGUUUCUGUGAGAGUCUGUGUUUGAUAAGACGCUAGAGAGCUCUUUUAGGGAUUGUUUGUUAUUGUUCUAUCGGCCUGCUUGUGUUAGAGACCCGAGUCGAUUCAUCUUAUCUUUAAGCAUAUGUAUUUGAUGAUUGUCCAAAACCCAUUUCUGACUACCAUUCUAGUUUGGUCGUAUUAAAGUAA
Eutrema salsugineum is the source of this 799-nucleotide messenger RNA. Its product is annotated as probable histone H2A variant 3. The coding region runs from base 173 to 577 and encodes 134 amino acids. Gene Ontology annotation, cellular component: nucleosome. Gene Ontology annotation, molecular function: protein heterodimerization activity; DNA binding; structural constituent of chromatin. The transcript has 2 exons. NCBI's taxonomy places the organism in Eukaryota, Viridiplantae, Streptophyta, Magnoliopsida, Brassicales, Brassicaceae. The record is from RefSeq and is a predicted model, not a curated record.